Messenger RNA from Artibeus jamaicensis (Jamaican fruit-eating bat), 1611 nucleotides. It is a transcript of the gene METTL1, whose product is annotated as methyltransferase 1, tRNA methylguanosine. The record is from RefSeq and is a predicted model, not a curated record. The transcript is spliced from 6 exons. The coding region runs from base 438 to 1247 and encodes 269 amino acids. Lineage: Eukaryota; Metazoa; Chordata; Mammalia; Chiroptera; Phyllostomidae. Gene Ontology annotation, molecular function: tRNA (guanine(46)-N7)-methyltransferase activity. Gene Ontology annotation, cellular component: tRNA methyltransferase complex. Gene Ontology annotation, biological process: tRNA methylation; RNA (guanine-N7)-methylation.
UGACUUCCUGGCGGUGCCAUGAGCAGCCGACCUCCGCUCCGGUCCCCAGCCCAGUCCAGACCCACAGGACUCACUCCUGACCAGGCAGAUCAGACUCGGCAGUCCCGUCUGCGAUCGGGCAAGAGGGGAACGGCGCGAGGUUUAAUUCUACUAUAGGAAGUGGGGUCCCCAGACCCCUUUUACCUGCGCGACGCACGGCUUCCCGCAACCAGGACGGUGACCCAGACCGGCCGACGCAGGCCGGGGAAGGAGCUGGGUGCCGGUUCCGGCGCGGCCCUCCGGGUUACCGACUCCAGGGGCCGACCUGCCUCGCCGCGCCGGGCCCGGCGGAAUUCGCUCCCGGGUCUUUAAGGGGCGGGGUCUGUUGACGCGUCAUCGGUGUGCGCCGCCGGCCGUGGUCUCCACGUGGGUUCAGCAGAGACGCUUCCCAGGGGAUCAUGGCCGGGGCUCAGGCCCCGCAGCCGCAGAAGCGCUACUAUCGACAACGCGCUCACUCCAACCCCAUGGCGGACCAUACGCUGCGCUACCCUGUGAAGCCAGAGGAGAUGGAUUGGUCUGAGCUAUACCCAGAAUUCUUUGCUCCACUGACUCAAAAUCUGAGCCACGAUGACCCAAAGGAUAAGAAAGAAAAGCGAGCUCAGGCCCAAGUGGAGUUUGCAGACAUAGGCUGUGGCUAUGGUGGCCUAUUAGUGGAACUGUCACCGCUGUUCCCAGACACGCUGAUUCUGGGUCUGGAGAUCCGGGUGAAGGUCUCAGACUAUGUACAGGACCGGAUUCGAGCCCUACGAGCAGCUCCUGGAGGUGGCUUCCAGAACAUCGCCUGUCUCCGAAGCAAUGCCAUGAAACAUCUUCCCAACUUCUUCUGCAAGGGCCAGCUGACAAAGAUGUUCUUCCUCUUCCCUGACCCACAUUUCAAGCGGACGAAACACAAGUGGCGAAUCAUCAGUCCCACAUUGCUGGCAGAAUAUGCCUACGUGCUGAGAGUUGGGGGGCUGGUAUAUACUAUAACCGAUGUGCCGGAACUACAUGAAUGGAUGUGCACCCAUUUUGAAGGGCACCCCCUGUUUGAGCGUGUGCCUCUGGAGGAGCUGAGUGAAGACCCCAUUGUGGGACAUUUGGGCACCUCAACCGAGGAGGGAAAGAAAGUUCUACGCAAUGGAGGAAAGAAUUUCCCAGCCAUCUUCCGAAGAAUACAGGAUCCCACCCUCCAGGUGGUGACCCCCAAUCCUACCCCUCCUGGUCACUGACUGCUUGCCUUGCUUUAUUUGGACUCCGUAUUCCAGGAACUAGAAAGAAGAUCAACUCCCUGGACCUUCCCGGCUGAGACUGUUGGGGCUUAGAGGCAACAGCCUCUCAAAGAAGUUGGGGAACUGCCCAGGGCCGAACCCUGGUUUUCACAGCUACCCUUGCUUCCUCUCACCUUCCUGACCCUUUUUGGCCUUCAGAAGGCAGAGAAGCUGACCAGGAAGGUCAGAAGACCGAGGACCAGAAGGGAUGUUUGGGAGGGUGUGGGGUCUUGCUCUCCAUUAGCACUUCCUUCUCCCUCUGGGAUCUCUGUCUCGAGUGUGGAAUACAAUUCUCCACUGUCCAUCUAAACAGCCUGCCAGGCUC